Molecule: messenger RNA, 1256 nt
Organism: Adelges cooleyi (spruce gall adelgid)
Lineage: Eukaryota; Metazoa; Arthropoda; Insecta; Hemiptera; Adelgidae
Exons: 2
Coding region: 349-1080 (243 amino acids)
Source: RefSeq, a predicted model, not a curated record
AAUAUUAUUAUGGUUUUAACCGAACUCUCGACACUUGUUAGCCGUAGCCGGGCAUUGCUUUUGAAAUAAAUAAUAAUAUUGUAAUUUAUUGAUAAGUUUACAAAGUUCAAACGGCAAACUUCAAACUGUCAUUUGUCAAGUAUUGACGUCUGGCGUUUGUUUCACGCGUGUCGACGGCCGAUUAAAGUUCGUCGGUGUUGACUCGUUUAAAGUUCACCCAUUAGGUAUAUUGUUUUCGAAGGAAAUUCGAAGAAUAAUUUAUUUGGUACAAGAAACUGCAGUUCACAUAACGAUUCUUGAAAUCAAACCACAAAAAAUAGCUAAUUUUUUUGAGCUUAAAACGUCGAGAUGAAUCUUCUGAACGACUAUUCUGUGAAGCGGUAUAUUAAAUCUCUAGAAGACGUUUAUCCUAGCAAAUGUUUGUUGACCGUUUGUGGCUGUAUGGAAAAAGGUUCGUUUAAAACCUCUCAUUCGCAAAACGUAGCACCUGUCAGCAGCAACUUGGCCGAAUUGGCUGCAACCCACAAAGCAAGCAAAGUAAGAAACAUUGUCAUGUACAUAACCGCUACAUCGUACUUCAACGGAGAUAUGAUGAAAUUCUUGAUCAACGAGAUGUUAGACCGUAAAGAUGACUCGUCCGUCGAGCAAUACUACACAGCAUUAGACCAAAAUCUUAGAAUGCAUCCACCUUGUGCUUCGUAUAUGACUUCAGAAUAUGAACAUCUUUUCCUCAAACCGUACAGGAAAUGUUUUCGAGAAAUGACAUUGUGGGAAUAUUUAAUGGAAACCUUUAAUCGAAUAAUAAGUGGUUCAUUAUCGUUAGGAGAAGGAAACGCAUUUGAUUUAGCAUUCAGAAGAUGUUUGAGUUUUUGUGUGAAAAUACUGCAGAUUGACUUUGAAGUAUGUAAAACAACUGGUUCUAGAGCGUUAAUUAUGAAAUGCUUAAAUUACAAACUCGAGAGAAGGACUAGGAUGCAUGAUAUAUGUAAAAUUUUAGAUGGACUAUUUUUUACCGGGUAUGAUAUUCGAAUGCCAAUUAUAAAUCUUGCGCUACUCGUAAACCAAAUGAUGGCCAUGUAAAUGAAUUAUUAUAGUUUGUUUCUAAUCAUAUACCUUAUUAUUUAAUUGUUUUUUUUAUCAAGUUGUUUAUAAUUAAAGUGUAAAAUUUUAAUUUUUUUUGUGUAAUUUUAAGAGCAUAGUAUUGUUUUAAACUUGUUUAUACUUUAAAAAAAAAAGAACGAAAUUAUGUCUGAAUU